GAUGUUUGUCUGGAUCACUUUCAUCAGAAAUGUUAAUUCCUCUUUUUUUAUGUUUUAACAUGUACGGACCAACACUUCACACCGUCAUGACUUAUUCUGUGAUUGUUUGAAUCCUACAGAGCUGCAGGUCUCAAACCUUCAGUAACAUUCAUGUGUUUGUGUUUUUAACCAGAACAGAUGUGUGCAUGAUUUUCCUCAUUGCUUCUGACACACACACAAUCUUCCUCCCUCUUUCAUCUCCUCUGAUUCCACCUCCUCCAUCCAUCCAUCCAUCCAUCCAGGCAGCCUGUCUGGUCCCAAAACCUGCUCCCUCCCUCCCUUCCUUUCUUCCCUCCUCCUCCUUCUUCUACGGCAGAAUAGCGGAGGAGAAAAAACUAAUAUUUCACCAGCGAUAAUAACCGAAGCAGCGUCCGUUCACACACACGCACAGAGAGAGAGAGAGAGAGAGGGAUCAUCAGUGCUGCAGCAGAGGAUCGCUCGGCUGUCAGACGCAGAGGAAUGAUAAUUAGAAAGAGAUUGACUCGGCAACAAGAAGGAAAAGAGGAAGAAAAAGGAGGAGAAGGAGAGGAGCCGGGCCUGCAGCAGAGACGAGAGGAAUAGAGGAGGAAUAGAGAAGGAUUGAUGAGAAUCUGAUCAACAAGAAGAAGAAGACGAAGAGAAACCACCGAGCUCCAGAAACACAUUUUUUAUUUUGAAUCGGAGGCACAUGAUGGUGACAGCAGCAGUGGAGGAGAAGAUAGAGGGAUGAGCAGGGAUCAAUAAACCUCCCUCCUCCUCCUCCUCCUCCACCUUCAUCCCUCCAUCAUCUCUGCAGGAGCCGCUGAAACCUAUGGACAACAUGGAGAAGGGUCUUGAUAUGCCAUCCAACAGGAUGAACAUGUGGCUGAAUCUGAGCGUCCUCAUUGCAUGCAGCAGGAAGAGGAAUGCCUGACAUGACAUUUAUCCUUUGUGCAUCACGUCCUCUGACAGACCAUCUGCAGGAUGACAGCCUGAGUCCUACAGGUGAACCCAUGGCCCGGGAAGAGGUGAACCUCUGCUCUUUAAAGUUUGUCAGAAGAUGAUCUUCGGUAGACAUUACAUUUUAAUUUCAUGGAGCUUUGUGUUGUGUUGAUAUCUCAAGGGGUGUUUCCAGACUGUUAUUAGGACUGAGGGGGUCUGAACUGAAUUCUCGUCUCUUUUCUUGCCCCGAAAAUGUCCAGGCUUUGAUUUGGAGCAUUACCACAAAAGUUCUGACCCCAGGAUUUAAAGGCGAGACUGGAAAAGCGGAGAUUAGUAAUCUUGUUUGCAAACUUGUUUACGUCAGUGCAUACUGCAUUUUUCUGCAGCAGCAAUUGGAAAACAAAUUUUGUAGAUGCUCAUGCUGGACAACUCAACAAUCCUUUUUACAAUAUGUCGGACUUAGAUGGAAAAAGGGAGUCUCUACCACCAAUGGUCCCCAUUUCUGGUUCCUGCAAACCUAGAUUCUAAUCUUCUGCAUGGAGUGCAAAGAGUGGAUACAACUGACUCAUUGACAAACACAUAGACAAACUGUGUAAGUGGAGGAAAAUACAUCUCUUCUUUUUUAUUGGAUCUGUAUUUUACCUUUCUUGGGUUUGAGUCCCAACAGAAACACCUGACUGAAUCAGGGGAUGGUCAACCACUCGAUAAACCUCUCUGAUUGCAGCCUGCAACGACGAGGUCCAUCUUGAUAGUCAAGUUAGAGCUCCAAGAAGAGAAAGUCCUCUCCCCCCCACUUACCUCUGGUGGGGGGGAGGGUGAAGGACAGCAACAUUUACGGGUGUAGGGCUCAGGGUGUAAUUUGGUAGUUGUAAGAGGUUAGGCUGUAGAGUAGACUGUAGAGUAAGGCAGCUUAACUCUGGGUAUUAAUAGUCUUUUGCUUCUUUACUUGUUUUACCAAAACUAACUUCUGUGAUAUCUAACCUGCCGAUAUUAGCCUUUAGCUCUGCUCUAGAAAGUGCUGAAGUUUAGCAAUAAGCUCAGAUCCAGGUGUCAGUGUACAACCUUGAUCUAAUCAGCUAGCUGUUUUAAGGCUCUUUAGUUUUGAAGUUAGAGCAUAAGUGAACCCCGGUCGCUCUGCAGUCACCCAGUUCUCAAGCCUGAGGUUUCCAAGCCUUUAGCCUGUGUGCUAGCUCUCAAACCAGCUAAACAUGGAUGCUAAUCAAGGCCCAGGCCAAGGCAGCCCAGAAAGUCCAAACCGGGCCGUGGAGUAUCUUCUUGAACUCAACAACAUCAUCGAGAGCCAACAGAAGCUUCUGGAAACCCAACGGCGCAGAAUCGAGGAACUUGAGGUCCAGCUUGACCGGCUUAGCCAGGAGAACAAGGACCUGCGGUUGGACCGACAGCCUGUUGCUCCACCUCCACCUGCUCCUCCUCCUGAACCUCCUCUCCCUCCUCCUCCGCCGCCGCCUCCACCGACCCAGGCCACAUCAGCAUCAAUUUCUACCAAGAGCCACCACCUAUACCACAACAGCCAACACCAAGCUCCUCCCCAACCUCCUUCUUCAAUCUCCCUCCAUCACAGCCACCACCACCACCAGCAUUAUCAGCACCAUCACCACACCUCCACCCACCACUGCUACAACAGCACCAACAGCACCAGUAUGACUGCUAUUCCAGUUCCUGCCCCUGCUCCAUCUUCGGUCCCGACCUCCAUCUCAAUCCCGACUUCAAUUCCAGCUCCGAUGCCCUGUUCAGCACCGGCCCCACCUCCACCUCCUCCGAUCCCGCCCAGGGAUCAGCCAAGAGCCCACAGUCGGCUGACCCGGGCUCCAUCCACCAGUACUGGCACCAACACCAACUUUGUAGAGAAAGAAAAGGAGAGGCUUGAGCGCCUGCAUCGAGCCAAUUCCUCCAACAACCACCAUGCCCACACGCUCCACCACCACAAAUCGUCUUAUUCCUCCUCCACCUGUUCUACUACCACCACCUCUUGUCGUCCCUCCAACAACCCUACUAGCAUCACCACUCCUUCCUCCACCUCCUCCUCCUCCUCCUCCUCUCUCUACUCCUCCAGCCUACCUCCUAACAGCCACGCCACCUACCAUCAGUACUGCUGUCCCGCGCGCCUCCGCCUGCCCAAGCCUCCCUGCGCCCUGCCCCCCGCCAAGCACCACGAGCAGGCAAGGUAAGGGCCAGAGUCCCCCUCCUUAACACCCAGCCUCACCCACUGUCCCCCCACUCUGCCUCUACCCACCACACUGUCCCUUGUAGCCUCCCCCCCGACCACAUCCCCGAGCAGGGAGGCCAGUGACACCAAAUCCAUUUAGAGCGAAUUUGAAGUAGUGUUGUUACGAUACCAUGAUGUGAUGCUAAGGAAAUGUCAGCAACAAUAAACAGAGUCUCUAGGUGAUUAAUACUGGGACACUUUCAAUUCUUUGAGUUUUACUCACAGUGUCUAAAAUGCACAAAUACUUGUGUCAACAUGUCGAUAGCAAACAUGCCAACGUUUGAGCGCUGUAGACACUUUGUGGAGGUUUCUGGCGUUUGUUGAUGGAGUCAUUCUGCUCCUGAAAGAGAUGAAGUCAUUUAAAGGUUCAGUCCUUUUUGAUGCUAUUGUUCAUUAAAAUAAUAGAGAAUGGAAAAGGAUAGAGUAUCGAGCAUUUGAAGAAAAGUCAUGUUUGAUUGCUAGUGUCGUCUUUUUACACUAGACAAGAAGUCUGCCGAGAUGUUCCUUCCAGAUGUAACCACGAAGGUCAAAUAAAUAAAGGAUCAUAUUUACAAUCAUAGCUGAUAACUUGCCCUCAGUUCAGUUUGCUAUGAUACGCUGUUUACUUAAUAUCUCAAAACAUAUGGUAUUUUAAUGCUAAAACUAUUAGUCUUCAUAUCAGGAUGGACAAACUAAACUCAUGAUACAAUGUGUCUCAGGAUACUGUGUUUACGAUUUUCUACAUUUCAUCACUGAAAGUCUUGUGUGCUUCCUCUAUGUCAGUACGCCUCUCUUCUUCAGAUACUCACAUCACACAAGAGAAACCGCAGGAGGCGCCCUCUGCUGGUUAAAAAAAGAGUCUCAAAAGUAUUUUUGUGUGUCAUCAGUUUAAUUGUUAAUAUUCAUAUUUGAUUUUUAAUUGUAUCGCUAGUUAGUUAAUAAUUAAUCAACAAUAAAUACUCAGUUGUGAACAUCCUCUACCUAUGCCUUCUUUCUGAUUAUGAUACCGUGAAGAACGGUACAGAACGGUACAGAACGGUAAAGAACAGUACAGAACGGUAGAACGGUACAGAAUGGUACAGAACGAUAAAGAAUGAUACAGAACGGUACAGAACGGUAAAGAACGAUACAGAACGGUAAAGAACGGUGAAGAACGGUAGAACGGUACAGAAUGAUACAGAACG
Labrus mixtus (cuckoo wrasse) is the source of this 4329-nucleotide messenger RNA. RefSeq names its product IQ motif and SEC7 domain-containing protein 2-like. Bases 2148 to 3128 code for a protein of 326 amino acids. NCBI's taxonomy places the organism in Eukaryota, Metazoa, Chordata, Actinopteri, Labriformes, Labridae. The transcript is spliced from 3 exons. The record is from RefSeq and is a predicted model, not a curated record.